Messenger RNA from Drosophila albomicans, 497 nucleotides. It is a transcript of the gene Pburs, whose product is annotated as partner of bursicon. Gene Ontology annotation, cellular component: bursicon neuropeptide hormone complex; extracellular region. Gene Ontology annotation, molecular function: neuropeptide hormone activity; G protein-coupled receptor binding. The record is from RefSeq and is a predicted model, not a curated record. The transcript has 2 exons. NCBI's taxonomy places the organism in Eukaryota, Metazoa, Arthropoda, Insecta, Diptera, Drosophilidae. Gene Ontology annotation, biological process: G protein-coupled receptor signaling pathway. Bases 16 to 441 code for a protein of 141 amino acids.
AGCUGAGACCUCGUCAUGCAUCUACAGGAACUGUUCUUGGUCGUAGCCGUGCUCUUGCCCCAAUGCUUGAGGGCCCUUCGCUAUAGCCAGGGCACUGGCGAUGAGAACUGCGAGACCCUCAAGUCCGAGAUACAUCUGAUCAAGGAGGAGUUCGAUGAGCUGGGGCGCAUGCAAAGAACCUGCAAUGCCGAUGUCAUAGUCAACAAAUGCGAGGGACUUUGCAAUAGUCAAGUUCAGCCCUCGGUCAUCACGCCAACGGGGUUUCUGAAAGAGUGCUACUGUUGCCGCGAAAACUUUCUCAAGGAAAAGGUGUUCACUCUGACCCAUUGUUACGAUGCGGACGGCACUCGUCUCACCUCCCCUGAGAAGGCUACCAUGGACAUUCGCCUAAGAGAGCCUACUGAGUGCAAGUGCUUCAAGUGUGGCGAUUUCACACGCUAAGCUCCACACAUUUGUAUGUCCAUACUACUCGCGAUACAUAAAAAUAAAGUUUCUAU